Messenger RNA from Cladocopium goreaui, 2026 nucleotides. The record is from the annotation of a GenBank genome assembly. NCBI's taxonomy places the organism in Eukaryota, Dinophyceae, Suessiales, Symbiodiniaceae.
AUGUUCAAGUCCCAAGUGAAAGGGCGCGACAUCAACACGGCGGAAUUUUGCAGAUCUUUCUCUUCCAAGAAGAGACGAUAUUCUUUCCAUGUCAGCAUUUUGCAGAGCUCGGUUGACCAGUUUUGGGAGCUGGACAGGAACACCAUGGAAUACAGCUUCGCAAUGCUCUGCGGGCUGGGCUUUUUCUGUGAUCCAGCCAGCUGGCAGCCAGCUCUGAAGCUGUUUCCAAAGGGGCCAGCUGGUCCUGUGGCCACGUGUGAUGGUCACAGUGGUCCUGCGAGGUCCUGCGCCAUGUGCUCCCGCCGGGUGACGCGUAGCAAGGGCCUUUGCCCUUCGUUUUGGUCAUCGAUGACGCUCAAUAAAUCCGCGUCCCUCCCGGCGAUCCUCGCCCUGGGCACCACUGCGCCCAAAUUGGCAGGUGCUGUUGGGAACACCAUGGAAUACAGCUUCGCAAUGCUCUGCGGGCUGGGCUUUUUCUGUGAUCCAGCCAGCUGGCAGCCAGCUCUGAAGCUGUUUCCAAAGGGGCCAGCUGGUCCUGUGGCCACGUGUGAUGGUCACAGUGGUCCUGCGAGGUCCUGCGCCAUGUGCUCCCGCCGGGUGACGCGUAGCAAGGGCCUUUGCCCUUCGUUUUGGUCAUCGAUGACGCUCAAUAAAUCCGCGUCCCUCCCGGCGAUCCUCGCCCUGGGCACCACUGCGCCCAAAUUGGCAGGACAUGAGAAACAGCAGUCGCUUCGCUAUGCGACAGCCAACGACAAGAAAUCGGCCUUUGCCACUUUCAAACCAGCAGAUGUAAGUCAGCAAGUCUUGGAAUACGUCAUGGAGCUGCAACGCCCUGGCUGGCGCCAACGGGCCACGCCAGAGCCGGAAGAGUUGCCCGUGACUGUGGAGGACUUGGUUCCAAAGAACCAGCGGUAUCCACGCGUCACUCCAGCAUGGCUGAAGCAUGAGAAGCAGGUUCUCCGCUUCUACGCCUUCUUCCAGGAGACGGUCACGGAACGGGCGGACGAAAACAGCCGCAAGCGGCAUAUCAUCAUCAUGUACUACCUGGAGGAUGGAACCGUCAGCAUGUCCGAGCCACGGAUCGAAAACUCCGGCAUUGUACAAGGUUCCUUCUUGAAAAGACAGCGGGUCUCCCGAAAUGAUGGAACAGGUUUCAUCGGCCCGGAAGAUCUCCGCUGUGGCAUCCAGAUCACUCUCUUCGGUAGGACCUAUCACAUCACUGGCUGCGAUAGCUUCACUCGUUGGUACUAUCGGGAGAUCGGUGUCGAGAUCGGAGAGAAUGAGGAAGUCCAAGAAGAUGCGUGGCAGAAGUCCUACAAACUGAGGAAACUCAUCGACCGCGGCGCCUUACCGCCCUCGCGCUUUUCGGUGGAGCAAAAGACCAUCGGACAGUUCCAGAUGGGAGCUCCUCCCGUGUCCAAGAAACUCACACAAUUCCUGCUCAACGAUCGGAGGGUCUUGCGCUUCAAGGGAUACUGGGAUGACCAUACGAAGUAUGGAGCCCGGCUCUACUUCAACAUCCACUACUACCUGGCCGAUAACACCAUGGAAUUCAACGAGGCCCACUGCCGGAACUCUGGUCGCUACCCAGCACCUGUCUUCUUCAAACGCGGACCUCUGCGAAAGCACAACGUGGCACAUUGCGUACCUGCGAUGCUCACAGAUGAGUCCUGUGUGUACUUGCCAGAGGAUCUUCGGGUGGGAGACUCCAUCGACGUUUGGGGACGCAAGGUGGUUCUGUUUGACUGCGACGCUUUCACCCAGAAGUUCUACAAGGAAUAUCUCGACCUAGACCAGCGGCAAAAUCGCUUGGAUGUCUCUGAAAAGCCGGUGACACAUCUCAAGCUGACUCCACCACCUCACAAUGGAGUGGGCAAAGAGGAGGACAGUUUGAUUUCAACCCAGAUGAUCAACGUGAAGGCACCGAAGGUAGACCUGGAAAAACUCAUGGUCUACACGGGCGAGGUCUUAAGAUUCGAAGCUAAGAUGGCGAAUGGCCUGGCGGAGGAUGAGAUGCGCGUGCUGG